Danio rerio (zebrafish) is the source of this 788-nucleotide messenger RNA. The record is from RefSeq and is a predicted model, not a curated record. Lineage: Eukaryota; Metazoa; Chordata; Actinopteri; Cypriniformes; Danionidae.
UCCCUGGACAGCAGAGGCAAGUGUCAGAAGGGAUGGGACUCUAUUUGCCCUCAUUCCUAAGAGGAAUCAGGUGCUUUCUGUCACCUGGACUACCAAAUCUCCAUGGAUGUCACAACCAACCCACUUGCCUGAACUGAGACCUGUCCCAAUCUGAUCCGGAGUCAGUCAGCUGGAUGUCACCCUCAGUCUUUCUAAGAACAGAGAGAGGAAAUCAAAGAUGACCAUUGGGUGACUUUGCUAUGUUCUGUAAAAACACUUUUAGGAUGACGGAACAGUUUGACAUGAUGAUGGAAAAUAAAGAAAUCCAGGAUGACUGCAGUCUAAAAAGCAAGCAAUACCUUCUCGCUUUGUUUGAUGAAUCGACUGCAGAGUAUUUCCUUAGCCCUUCCUCAUGCCCAAAGGAAACACCUCCAUGGUUUUCCCAGCUGAAAGACAAUUUGAAAGAUUACAGUGCAGUUGCCCUGUGGGAUACUCUGAGACUGCGCUCUACACAGAUACUGCAAGAAUCAAACACAGAGCCCUCGAUGGAGAUUACUGAUGAGAUUGCCAGACGGGUAACAGACUGGAAGACACAGAUAAAGCAGGACCAUCUGACCCACCUGUCAGAAGUGAAAUACAUGUUUCAUUGUGCUCAGCGUAAUCAAGCCAUCUCUGCACUGCUUCUAAAACAAAACCCUUUUUUUGACUAUCAGAUCAAUAAUGACUGAAUAGAUUCCUGCAGAUUCUUGCAGAACAACCAAAUAAGUGCAAAUGCAGAGUACUCAAUAAAAUGCUCAAUUAUUCAUUCA